AUGGACGGAUUUAACCCCUAUAAUGGCAAGCCUCCGUCUAACGGUUCCGGCUCUCAGGGCGAUGCGGGCUCUCAAGGCGCUAGCGGUGCGCCUGGUGUACCCCAGCCAGGCCUUGCUCUAGCCGCAACUAACGGCCAAGCUGGUGGAGAUAUCAACCAGCCUUUCCCUUCUGAUUCUGCCCGUCAGACUCUUUGGAUGGGAGAACUUGCUGGUUGGAUGGACGAGGGUUUUAUUCGAACGCUAUUCCAAUCGACACUCAAUGAAAAUGUCCAAGUUAAGAUCAUCCGAGAUCGUCACUCAGGGUAUGAAGAACCUGUCUAUUAUCAUAUUCCUCACCCGAACCCGAGUGGGUUCCAUAACUCUCCCCGCCCUUCCAAGUGGCAACAGCCCAUGAUUGCGAAUCCUAUGAAUUCGAUUAAUCCUUCACACCCCAAGACCAAUAGUUUCUCACAUGAGUACAGGAGUGCCGGUUAUUGCUUCGUCGAGUUCGCCACCCCGGAGGCUGCUCAGAAGGCUCUGCAGCUGAACGGCACGCCCAUCCCCAACACUGAUCGUGCUUUCCGACUUAACUGGGCUUCAGGCGGAGGCCUCAUCGAUCGACGAGACGACAGGACCCCUGAAUUUUCGAUUUUUGUUGGAGAUCUAGGUCAUGAGGUCAACGAGUUUGUCUUGGUCGCCCUAUUCCAAGCGCGAUUCCCCAGCUGUAAGUCGGCUAAGAUCAUGACCGACCAACAAACAGGACAGUCGCGAGGGUACGGUUUCGUCAGGUUUUCCGAUGAAAAGGACCAGCAGCGUGCGCUCGUGGAGAUGCAGGGUGUCUAUUGCGGUAACAGACCAAUGAGAGUUUCGCCUGCAACGCCUAAGAAUCGUAGUCACCAGGGAGGACAAUACAACCCCUAUGGCCAUCAGAUGGUCCAACCUCCUCAAGUUCCCCACCACGCUGGCGGCAUGGGUGGCCAGUGGGUACAGCAGCAGCCUCCUAACUACGGCUACCAACAACCGGGAACAUUCAACCCUUUGACAAUGAACCAAUUCACAGACCCGAACAACACAACCGUUUUCGUUGGAGGUCUUUCUGGUUAUGUGACAGAGGACGAACUAAGAUCGUUUUUCCAGGGUUUUGGUGAGAUCACCUAUGUCAAGAUUCCUCCUGGAAAGGGCUGUGGAUUUGUUCAGUUUGUCCACCGCCACGCUGCAGAGAUGGCCAUCAACCAGAUGCAAGGUUACCCAAUUGGUAACUCACGGGUUCGUUUGUCUUGGGGCCGCUCUCAGAACAAUUCUGGUGUAGGUACUCCGUACCGUCCUGCCCCACCCCCGCCUCAUUACUUCCCCCCUGGACCUCCCGGUCCGCCUGGACCCGGUCCGUUUGCUGGACCUAGUUUUGGGGGCAACGCCCACCAGGGUCCUCCCCCUGGAGGCCUUGGUCCUCAGGUAGGUCUUCUAAUCGUCUUUGUCUUAGUAAACCCCGUUCGCAACGAUUCAGUACCCGGUAUGGCUUGUCAUACUUGGCAUGAUGUAGCAUAA
Molecule: messenger RNA, 1524 nt
Organism: Daldinia caldariorum
Lineage: Eukaryota; Fungi; Ascomycota; Sordariomycetes; Xylariales; Hypoxylaceae
Product: RNA-binding domain-containing protein
Exons: 4
Coding region: 1-1524 (507 amino acids)
Biological process (GO): mRNA splice site recognition
Cellular component (GO): cytosol
Molecular function (GO): mRNA binding
Source: RefSeq, a predicted model, not a curated record